Ectocarpus sp. CCAP 1310/34 is the source of this 672-nucleotide messenger RNA. NCBI's taxonomy places the organism in Eukaryota, Phaeophyceae, Ectocarpales, Ectocarpaceae. The record is from the annotation of a GenBank genome assembly.
AUGACCACCUGUGAACGCGCCACCAAGCGCGCGAAGACGAAGGCGGCGUCGCCGGCGAUCACAUCGCUGUUGAACCCUACGUUCGACGAGAAAAACUUCGCCAAGGCUAAGGUGCACGCCAAGAUGUGCUUCCGGUGCCCGGUGACUAUCGACAACGUCUUCCGCGCGCCGGCCCUUGAGCACGUGGAGGUGUUCUACGAGUCCCGAAAGAAGAGCACCGAAAAAAGCUUCCACCAAUUGAGCAAUACAGAGACGCUCGCGUGGGUGGAGUCCUUCAUGGAUAACAAGACGCUCAUGGGGUUCAUCAUCUACGCGAUGCUCUUCCCGAAGCUUUUGCAUACUAGAUUCAAGCUCAAUGCAGACACUUACCACUGGGAUGGGUCCGCACGCUCGGUUUUCAAGGGUCUCCCUUUUUUUUCCAACCGCGAGUUCUCCAUGAUACACUCCAAGCGACGAGAAAUCGGGAGCUCUUUCGUCUACUCUUCCUGUUCCAUGGCACUAUCGCUGCUUUGGUUUGCGACCGCUGUGCUGGCGCGGCCCUGCUGCCUAGAAUCCAUCGCGGGCAUCAACAGGGAAACCAAGAGGUCUCCGAUCUUAUCGUGGACAACGCAGCGAUCGUGGGGGCAGCACCGCUUCAUCUUGCGGCAGCUUCUGGUAAUCUUGGCGCGGUGA